Eubalaena glacialis (North Atlantic right whale) is the source of this 2295-nucleotide messenger RNA. RefSeq names its product acyl-CoA binding domain containing 3 (gene ACBD3). The record is from RefSeq and is a predicted model, not a curated record. NCBI's taxonomy places the organism in Eukaryota, Metazoa, Chordata, Mammalia, Artiodactyla, Balaenidae. The coding region runs from base 143 to 1729 and encodes 528 amino acids. The transcript has 8 exons. Gene Ontology annotation, cellular component: Golgi membrane. Gene Ontology annotation, molecular function: fatty-acyl-CoA binding.
GGCAGGCGGGGCACCAUGCCCCGGAGCCCUAGAUCCUACUCAGCGGCGGAAGUUCCGGUGUCGGUAGGCGGAGGUCAGAGGUCAGCAGGAAGUCGAUACGUGGCCGCCGCCUGUCCCCGCCGAGGAGGCGCAGCAGGCGGAGAUGGCGGCGGUGCUGAACGCAGAGCGACUCGAGGUGUCCGUCGACGGGCUCACACUAAGCCCGGACCCGGAGGAGCGGCCCGGCGCAGAGGGCGCCCCCCUGCUGCCGCCGCCGCUGCCGCCGCCCUCGCCUCCCGGGUCCGGCCGGGGCCCGGGCGCCGCAGGGGAGCAGCCGGAGCCCGGGGAGGCGGCGGCUGGGGGCGCGGCGGAGGAGGCGCGGCGGCUGGAGCAGCGCUGGGGCUUCGGCCUGGAGGAGCUGUAUGGCCUGGCGCUGCGCUUCUUCAAAGAAAAAGAUGGCAAAGCAUUUCAUCCAACUUAUGAAGAAAAACUGAAGCUUGUGGCACUGCAUAAGCAGGUUCUUAUGGGUCCAUAUAAUCCAGACACUUGUCCUGAGGUUGGAUUCUUUGAUGUGUUGGGCAAUGACAGGAGGAGAGAAUGGGCAGCCCUGGGAAACAUGUCUAAAGAGGAUGCCAUGGUAGAGUUUGUCAAGCUCCUAAAUAGGUGUUGCCAUCUCUUUUCAACGUAUGUUGCAUCCCACAAGAUAGAGAAGGAAGAGCAAGAAAAAAAAAGGAAGGAGGAGGAAGAGCGAAGGCGGCGUGAAGAGGAAGAAAGAGAACGUCUGCAAAAGGAGGAAGAGAAACGUAGGCAAGAAGAGGAAGAAAGGCUUAGACGGGAGGAAGAAGAGAGGAGGCGAAUAGAAGAAGAGAGGCUUCGGCUGGAGCAGCAGAAGCAGCAGAUAAUGGCAGCUUUAAACUCGCAGACUGCCGUGCAGUUCCAGCAGUAUGCCGCCCAGCAGUACCCAGGGAACUACGAACAGCAGCAGCUUCUCAUCCGCCAGUUGCAGGAGCAGCACUACCAGCAGUAUAUGCAGCAGCUGUACCAAGUCCAGCUCGCACAGCAGCAGGCAGCAUUACAGAAACAACAGGAAGUAGCAGUAGCUGGGGCUUCUUUACCUACAUCAUCAAAAGUGAAUACAACUACGCCAAGUGAUAUGAUGUCAGUGAAUGGACAGGCCAAAACCCACACUGACAACUCUGAAAAAGAGCUUGAACCAGAAGCCGCAGAAGAAGCCCUGGAGAAUGGACCAAAAGAAUCUCUUCCAGUAAUAGCAGCUCCAUCCAUGUGGACACGACCCCAGAUCAAAGACUUUAAAGAGAAGAUUCGGCAGGAUGCGGAUUCCGUGAUUACAGUGGGCCGAGGAGAAGUAGUCACCGUUCGAGUACCCACCCAUGAAGAAGGAUCAUAUCUCUUUUGGGAAUUUGCUACAGACAAUUAUGACAUUGGGUUUGGGGUGUAUUUUGAAUGGACAGACUCUCCAAACACUGCUGUCAGCGUGCAUGUCAGUGAGUCCAGCGAUGACGACGAGGAGGAAGAAGAAAACAUCAGUUCUGAAGAGAAAGCCAAAAAGAAUGCCAACAAGCCUCUACUGGACGAGAUUGUGCCUGUGUACCGGCGGGACUGUCAUGAAGAGGUGUAUGCCGGCAGCCACCAGUAUCCAGGGAGAGGAGUCUACCUCCUCAAGUUUGACAACUCCUACUCUUUGUGGAGGUCAAAAUCGGUCUACUACAGAGUCUAUUACACGAGAUAAAGAUGUUACAGAGGCUGGAGUCUAGGGUUGGGCAGAAGAUGGCAUUUAAUUUGGAAAUAUCUUUUGACUUUGGUGGAGCAUUGCAGUCUGUGUUUACCCUAUUGAUUGCGGUGUGAUGGUUUGUGACUCUUCUUGGGAAUCAGGAUUUCCUUGAAACUCUUGAGCAUUAGUACUUUGGGGUUAAAGGGACUCCUCAGACUCAUCCAGCCCUUUGGUGCUGACCAGCAGAGUCACAAGUGGAUGCUGAUGUUACAUGAGCUACAUGUUAAAUUUUUAAAGUCUCCGAAAUAAAACAGCUCCACAUUGACCCCACCUGGCUGAUGGUUAGUGCAUUGCUGCCUGCUCUGUCUGUGUUUUAUGAGAGCACAUAGUUCCUUUACAGUGCCCUCUGAGUUGAAAUCCUGUGUUAAUAGUCUACAUGAGGUACAUCUGACCUUGAUCGAAGGUCACCAUUUUUAAAACUUAAAAACUUAAGACCUCACGGAUUAUAAUAGAAAAAGAAAUUGCCUCAACUUGAUCUUGUUCUGAAUGACCCAGAUUGUUUUUGCUUUGGGUGCAGCUGUUUA